AUGCCUUUGACCAAGUUGCAUCGCGUAGAGACGAGACUCAAGCAGGUCAAAGCUGACCUAGACCGCGCGCCUUCUAGGCCUUCAGACUUUGCAUCAGCAGACGAGGUGCUCCGGAAAGAAGUGACCAGCUAUGAGACUAGUCGAAACAAGUAUAAGCAUCAGACUGAGAAGGCCGACCAUAGAUUGCAGUCAGCUCUCGAUGCCUACUUGAAGAAGCCACAGGCCGCCAGCCCCAACAGUCAAGCAGGUGCACAGUCGCCACAAAUUGGCACGUUCCCUGGCCUCGAUGCGCGACUCAUGGAACUACAAAGGUCGACCUCUACGUUGUUUAACACACAGUUGACCACCGAAAUUGGCAAAGUCAAGGAGUCCAUCAAGGCACAGAAUGAAACCAACGGGUCUGAGGUUCAGGACUUGAAGAAGAAUCUCGACGAGGAGAAGCGCAAGAAUCAGGUCUUGGAGGAAAGGCUCGAUAGGCUCGAGCGCAGACUCGAGGGCAUCAACACAGGCCAGGGUAUCCGCAUCACAGCAAUCGAUGAGAAGUUCGAGAAGAGGAUAUCAUCCGAUGAACAGGCAUUACAGAAAUUCCAGGAAUCGACCGAGAAUCAUUUCAAACAACUGGCAGGCCUGGGACCUUCUGCUUCAUCUGUUGCAAAUGCCGACAUCUCAGAUCAGGUCAAGACAGCUGUUACAGAACAAGACAGUAAAAUCUCAACUCUUCAAAGUCAACUUGAGCCCGUCCUUGAGAGCAUUAAGCGACUGGAGGACAAGUCAGAAAGCCAGUCCUCUCAGUACUUCACGACCAAGGACGCAGAUGAGGUUGUGGCCAAGGUGGAAAACCUGAAGCAGAUGCUUGAGGACCAGGCCACAAUCGCAGGGGAAUACCAGCAAAAACAAAAUUCUCUAGCCGAGGAUGUCUCCUCAUUGCAAUCCACUAUCAAGGAACAAGGGGGGAAGCAAGAGUCUCUUGAUGGCAUUGCCUCCUCUCUGGGGUCCACUAUCAAGGAGCAAAGUGAGAAGCAAGAAUCCUUAGCAGCGGACGUUGCCUCGCUACGCACUAUCACAUCGGAAUGGCCGAGUGAGGAACUAAAGCAGCUUCUGGCAGAAUUGCCAUCAGCUAAGGAUUUAAGGGGACUUCUCGAAGACCCGCCAGUGCCCAGAGACUUGAAACGUCUUGUCGAGGAGAUGCCACCUGCUGAGGACUUAAGGAAACUUGUUGCAGAGGUUCCUAAGAUAAGGGAGUCGCAGACACGUGCGAGCCCUAGGUCUUCUGAGACACCUAUGGCAGAGGAGAAAGUAUUGCAAAUUAUAGAGACCAGGGUCCAGGGAGUGGAGGGCAUAUUAAGGAAGGCGUUCUUUGCGAAACUCGGGGAGUUGGCCAAUGGAUUUGGGGAGGUCAUUGAUGGAGAGCGCAACAGGGUGAAGGGGCUUGAGACAGGUAUCAAGAAGUUGGACGAAAGGGUCUCGACACUCGAACGGGCUGUGGAGUCGGACAACUCGGGAGAGUCGAGCAAGAGGGGAGUUGAGGAACUCUCGGGCCGUCUGGAUAAGAAGUUUCAGGAGCAAGCUGUCGAGAUAAACUCAAUCCGGGGCAACAUCGCCGGGCUGGGUCGAGAACUCGAGACAGUGCGCGGCGCUUCCAAAGGAGGGCUCGAUGACGUGCAGAUGCAGUUGACGCAUCUCAGCGACUGGGCCAACAACCUAAGCACAAAGAACUGGUAUAGGGAGGUUGUGCAGCAGAUCCAGGCUCAUGUACCGACGCACGUCCAUGGUCAGCUUGACAACAUCUCUUCGCGGGUGGAGGCGAUUGAGAGACGGUUCAACGACCCUGACGGCUCCAACAAGAAGCGCAAGGUGACUAACGGAAGCCCGGUAGUGGUUAACGGCAACCAUUGAGGUCGGGUGGCUUUUUUUGUUGGAGACGUGUGAGUGUGGCGGCGAUAUAUGUGUGAGUGAAGCCUCGAGCUGGCGUUCCCAUGGUAGCUUAUGGUUGCUUUGUCUUUUUGGAAGAGGCUGAGGAGGAAAUUGGGAAAAGGAAGGAUAUCGGCGGAAAGGCAUAUACCCUCAUCAUGAACACGGCGUCGCGUUAAUAUUCAAGCAUUGUCGACUGU
Fusarium vanettenii 77-13-4 is the source of this 2111-nucleotide messenger RNA. RefSeq lists its product as uncharacterized. NCBI's taxonomy places the organism in Eukaryota, Fungi, Ascomycota, Sordariomycetes, Hypocreales, Nectriaceae. Gene Ontology annotation, biological process: telomere maintenance via telomerase; telomere maintenance via recombination; chromosome organization involved in meiotic cell cycle. Bases 1 to 1896 code for a protein of 631 amino acids. The record is from RefSeq and is a predicted model, not a curated record. Gene Ontology annotation, cellular component: Mre11 complex; condensed nuclear chromosome. Gene Ontology annotation, molecular function: double-stranded telomeric DNA binding; single-stranded telomeric DNA binding; G-quadruplex DNA binding. The transcript has 2 exons.